GCACAGCGCGUCCUGUGGACACGUGAGGCAGACUCAAUUUAACAGAGCCGGCUCCACGCAGGGGGCUUCACUCCGGCGCACUGACCUCCCUCUCCUUUCCACAGGAAGCGACUCCUGCAACGCUGCCGCCAUGCCCAAAGUCCAGGUGCCAGUUCAACAGAAGACCGAUGACAACAUGAGGGCCUUCGCCGAGAAGGUUUUUGCAUCGGAGACUAAAGACGAGCAGGUGCGAGAUGAAAUCUCCCUGUUUGAUGUGGCUGAAGACUGUCCCAUCCUUCACCAGGAGAUGGCGCACCACCUACAUGCCGAUGAUAACGCAGAGAAACGCCAAAGGCUUCAGCGCAGCCGUACAAUGGCCGCCCCCCAGGCAGCUGCUGCCCCCGUGGUGGUGGACACCCCAACCUAUCUGGAGGUCCCUGACUUCCAGAGAGUGGCCAUCAUGGGUGACUACGCUGCUGGGGUGACCAUGGAUGACUUUGAGUUGUCUUGUAAGGGUCUGUACCGUGCCUUAACCAUCAGGGAGAAAUACAUGAGGCUAGCCUAUCAGCACUUUCCCAGAACAGCCUCCCAGUUCCUGCGUCAGAUAGAGGGAAACACGUUCAAAGUUGAAGAUGAGGUCCAGCCAGUGUUCAAUGCUCCUCCAAAAGAUGGGGAGGACCCUUUGGGCACCUCAGACCUGCUAGAGAAUCUUGGCUAUGUGGCUCGUAUGAAGGACGGCCUUAUGUAUGUGUACAACGACGCUGCAGCUGCUGACAAGCAUCAGCCCAAGGACCUGCCUCAUCCAGACUACAACACCUUCAUUGAUGACAUGAACUUCCUCAUCGCGCUGAUUGCUCAGGGCCCAACGAAGACUUACACUCACAGGCGUCUGAAGUUCCUCAUGUCCAAGUUCAAUGUGCAUGAGAUGUUGAACGAAAUGGAGGAGUUGAAGGAGUUGAAGAUGAACCCCCACAGGGAUUUCUACAAUUGCAGGAAGGUGGACACCCACAUCCAUGCUGCUGCCUGCAUGAACCAGAAGCAUUUGCUGCGCUUCAUCAAAAGGUCUUACCGUGUGGAUGCUGACCGGGUGGUGCACAAUCUUAAAGGGAGGGAGGUCACCAUGAGGGAGUUGUUUGAAUCCCUCAACCUGCAUCCAUACGACCUCACCGUGGACUCUUUGGACGUGCACGCUGGGAGACAAACAUUCCAACGUUUCGAUAAGUUCAAUGCUAAGUACAAUCCUGUAGGAGCCAGUGAGCUGCGGGACCUCUACCUGAAGACCGAAAAUCACAUCAGUGGGGAAUAUUUUGCCACUAUUAUUAAGGAAGUAGCCAGUGACCUUGAGGAUGCCAAGUACCAGUAUGCUGAGCCCCGUCUGUCUAUCUAUGGUUGUAAUCCCAAUGAGUGGGGUAAGCUCUCCAGUUGGUUUGUAAAGCACAGAGUCUUCUCCCCCAACCUCAAAUGGAUGAUUCAAGUCCCCAGAAUCUAUGACAUCUUCAGAGGCAGGAACUUUGUACCUCACUUUGGCAAAAUGUUGGAGAACAUUUUCCUUCCCGUGUUUCAGGCCACCAUUGAUCCACAGUCCAACCCAGAGCUCAGCAUCUUCCUUAAGCAUGUGACAGGAUUUGACAGUGUGGAUGAUGAGUCCAAACACAGUGGCCACAUGUUCUCCACAAAAAGUCCAAAACCAGAAGAGUGGGACAUUGUCAAGAACCCCUCCUACACUUAUUAUAUCUACUACAUGUAUGCCAACAUUGCUGUUCUUAACCAGCUGCGUAGACAGAGAGGAUUGAACACGUUCACGUUCAGGCCUCACUGUGGUGAGGCUGGAGCCGUCACCCACUUACUGGCAGCCUUUAUGACUGCUGACAACAUCUCCCAUGGUCUUAACCUCAAAAAGAGUCCAGUUCUCCAGUACUUGUACUUCUUGACCCAGAUCCCAAUCGCCAUGUCCCCUCUUAGCAACAACAGCCUGUUCCUGGAGUAUGCCAAGAACCCGCUACUGGAGUUUCACCAGAAAGGCUUGAUGGUGUCUCUGUCCACUGACGACCCCAUGCAGUUCCACUACACCAAGGAACCCCUAAUGGAAGAGUAUGCCAUUGCAGCUCAGGUGUUCAAGCUAAGCACUUGUGACAUGUGUGAGAUUGCCAGGAAUAGUGUGCUGCAGAGUGGCUUGUCUCAUGAGGAAAAGAUUCACUUCUUGGGUUCAGAUUACCAGAAAGAAGGCCCAGAGGGUAACGACAUCCGUAAAACCAACGUGGCUCAGAUCCGCAUGGCCUACCGUUUUGAGACGCUGUGGUAUGAGCUCAACCUCAUCAAGGAGGGCCUGAAGGUGGAGUGAACACGGUGGAAACACACAAGCCUUUUGUCAAAGCUCACUUGAAACGGGUGUAGACAGGAUUAUGCUAAAGUUUUUUUACAGGAGGACUUUGACAAAAGAAACCAUUUACAACAUUUAAAGAAACAGACACUUCUGAUGAACUACUAUUGGAUCUUUCUGAGACAGAAUGGUUUGGAUAAAUGGAUUUCACUGUUUCCAGAGGAAGAAACAUUAUGCACAUCAAUGGAAAUAAAACAUUACAAAUAAUAACUAACUCUCUUUCUUUUCUUUUUUUUGUUACUUGCAUAAACUUGCAAGUAAGUUUAUGCAAGUAACUUACUUGCAAAUAAGUUACUUGUCAUAAAAUAUAUGACUCGUUUUUAUCAUCUCUUUAAUGAUCGGUUUGGAUUAGCGGAAGUUACUUAGCUUGAAGCAGCUGUUACAACAACAAUAAAAUAUAUGUGGGAUCUGAACGAUUUUAAUGAGCAUGUAAAACCAUGAGUAUAUGGUUUUAUACUCAUGACAAUACAUGAAGAAUACCAAAUUAAAAUGAGAAAUAAACCGAUAAAUGUUUUGUUCCAUGAAAAAUAAAUAGUUGAAUAAAUAAAUUCAUAAUUUCUUGCUACAAAGAACUCUGAAAUAGCAUUGUAAACAAGCAAUUACAUGUUGUUUAAUGAUUUAUUGAAUUGUGCUGCCUGUGAAAACUCAUAUGUAUUUUUAUGUCGUUCAAAGUUUAGGUCUAUCUCGAUUUUGUUGUGUGAGCACAAAGAGGAACUUAGUUGAUGUAAAUGGUCAUGCACAUUUUAUGAAGUUGUUUAUCGUCUUGAUUUAUUAUGCAUAAUAUUGAUUCUUGACAGGAAUUUCAUAAUGAAAUGCUUAUAUAGGUAAAAAAUACUAAUAUAAAUUUAGAUUAUGAGUUAAGUGGAUUGACUUUUCAAAUAACAAAAUGUAACUAUCUACAUUUUGAGAGACUGUUCUUAACUACAGUGUCAAAUCUUCGGCUUAUUAAUAUAUUUUAGCAUGCGGUUUGGUGCACAUGUGAGUCUGGUGUCUGAAUUUCCCGGGACACGUGAAAAAACUUGUACUUAUUCAUGUUGACAGCUGCUGGAGUGGAUACGGUGACGUCUUCCCACUUGAAAAACAAAAAAAAAAAAGUUUCUCACAGUCCAAAACUUUGUCAAGUUACUCAGAAACACGUAGAGUGACAACCAGAAGUUUUUGAACUAGCAUAAUAAAAGUUUCACCUCCCCAUGAACAUCGCUCCUUUGGUCGCUCUGUGUGGCUUCCAGGUUUUACUUUGAAAAGCAUAUCCGGAAGUAGUGCCUGUCCGCCUGACUUAAUAGUCAUUGUCCAGAGGUUGGGCGAGAAGUGAUUUGGUUUAUCUGCUUUUCUUUCUGUGUGUCCCGCUUCUUUGAAGCUGUUAUUGUUUACAGGUGGUUGAAUAUAGGACUCGUUUUUAUCAUCUCUUUAAUGUUCGGUCCGGAUUAGCGGAAGUUUCCAGUAACUGAAUCCCAACGUGGCCACCUCCUCAGCCUGAACGAUGAGACCGAGGGGAUUUUAUCUUUAUCAUCUUUUUAGGAAGCUACACGAGUAGAGGAUAUGAAUUUUACUGACCGCUAUGAGCUGUAAAGAUUGUUUACGAAAUGAGACAAGAGAGAAAUGACUCUUUGUUGGUUCAAGAAGACACAUA
Molecule: messenger RNA, 3989 nt
Organism: Gambusia affinis (western mosquitofish)
Lineage: Eukaryota; Metazoa; Chordata; Actinopteri; Cyprinodontiformes; Poeciliidae
Gene: ampd1
Product: adenosine monophosphate deaminase 1 (isoform M)
Exons: 17
Coding region: 131-2320 (729 amino acids)
Biological process (GO): AMP metabolic process; IMP salvage
Cellular component (GO): cytosol
Molecular function (GO): AMP deaminase activity
Source: RefSeq, a predicted model, not a curated record